Messenger RNA from Raphanus sativus (radish), 746 nucleotides. Its product is annotated as protein LIGHT-DEPENDENT SHORT HYPOCOTYLS 6-like. Gene Ontology annotation, cellular component: nucleus. The record is from RefSeq and is a predicted model, not a curated record. NCBI's taxonomy places the organism in Eukaryota, Viridiplantae, Streptophyta, Magnoliopsida, Brassicales, Brassicaceae. The transcript has a single exon. The coding region runs from base 54 to 521 and encodes 155 amino acids. Gene Ontology annotation, biological process: response to light stimulus; mRNA transcription.
UUCUCUCUUUCUUUUAAACUCUGAAAUUAAACACUCACAAGUAGUAAAACUCCAUGGAACCAGCCACUUCUUCUGGGUCAUGCAGACCUGACCCAAAACCCUCAACCACGUCAGCACGACGACCACCAAGCCGUUACGAGUCACAGAAACGCCGCGACUGGAACACGUUUCUACAAUACCUAAGAAACCACAAACCCCCUCUAACGCUAACGCUGUGCAGCGGGUCGCACGUGCUCGAGUUCCUCAAGUACCUAGACCAAUUCGGAAAAACCAAAGUCCACGUGACAACAUGUUUUUUCUUCGGCCACUCCGACCCAACAUCUCCUUGCGCUUGUCCGCACAAACAAGCUUGGGGAUCUCUGGACUCGUUGAUCGGACGCCUUAGAGCAGCUUACGAGGAAAACGGUGGACGGCCGGAUACGAACCCGUUUGCUGCACGCGCAGUUAGGAUUUACCUUAGGGAAGUCAAAGGGAAUCAAGCUAAGGCUCGUGGAGUUACUUAUCAGAAAAAGAGACGGUAACCUACCGUUACUACCGGCAGACUGGAUGUGUAUUAAACGAGUGGAAUCGUCGUCUCCGGGCAGGCCCGUUUUAUAGUGGUGAUUAUCUUGCUGCCUCCGGAGCCUUACUUCCAUAGGUUAAUAUAAUAAUCAUACAUAUUUUGCUUAUCUUUACCCAUAUAUGUUUUUCUUGUGCAACUCUUUCCCCAUAUAUGUAUGUUGUAUAAAAUCAUAUUUCUUUUUAUC